This is a messenger RNA of Acanthosepion pharaonis, 723 nucleotides long. NCBI's taxonomy places the organism in Eukaryota, Metazoa, Mollusca, Cephalopoda, Sepiida, Sepiidae. The record is from the annotation of a GenBank genome assembly.
AUGCGAUCUUUUCCGUGGGUAUUCACGAUAGCCCAAGUUCGAACCCCAAUCCUAGGAGCGGAUUUCCUCGCCCACUUUAACUUGUCCGUUAAUAUGUCUUCCCUUUCUUUGGAGGAUAAAACGACCAACAUUACAAGGAAAGGAAUUACAUCUAUUUAUACGAGCAUAUGUAUCAGCGCAACUUUACCUGAAGGCAACGGAAUGCAGGAUCUGUUACAAAAAUAUUCUCAAAUUACAACACCAUUCCGGUAUACAGAAACCGUUCGUCACAAUGCUGAGCACCACAUUGAUACUACGGGCCCACCCACGCAUUCAUCUCCACGGCGAUUGAGGCCUGAUAAAUAUAAACUGGCGAAAGACGAGUUUCAGCACAUGCUGGACCUCGGUAUAAUUAGACCUUCUUCGAGUCUUUACUCAUCUCCUCUUCAUAUGGUUCCAAAACCGGACUCAGGAGCUUGGAGACCUUGUGGCGACUUCCGGAAGCUGAAUGCUACUACAAUUCCGGAUAAAUACCCCAUCCCGCACUUGCACGAUUUCGCAGUGGGUCUGCAGGGCGCCACAGUCUUCACCAAACUUGAUCUGGUGAAAGCAUUCCACCAGAUACCAGUGGCCAAGGAAGACAUCCAUAAAACAGCAAUAACUACUCCUUUUGACUUAUACGAAUUUGUGAGAAUGCCAUUUGGUUUUAAAGGAACGCUGCACAAUCUUUCCAACGGCUUAUAG